CUCUGAUUCCUUUUGCAUCCUUCUCUCACCCAGUCCGUUCCCUGGACCGGGAAAUGCCACCCAUCAGACAUUCGCAACGGAUUUAAAAGUACACCGCCGUCCUAUUUUGAAGAUGUUCAAAUGCAUCUUCUAUCUAUGUCUACUCACUUUCCUGAUUAAUCAUGUGAAAGCGGAGGCAGGGAUCUUCUACAAUCCUCCGACGGGCGGCCCCAUCCACGAUUACUCGGAGGACCCCGUCUACACCCUCGAACAGACUGUGCAGCUUCGAUGGGCGACUAGCCUUGAGUUUAUCUCUCUGAUGCUUUGGCAAAAUGAUAAUUCCGACUACGAAUGGCUUCAAACCAAUCUCAGUGGGGUCACCAGCUACGACUGGGUUGUCAGCACCCAAAGGAAUCUCAGCGACGGCGUAGUAUUCUUCUUCCAGAUUCGUGAUGCGACCGACCUUGAAGACUGGGACGGUGUGUUCGCAAGUCACUACUUCAAUAUAUCUGCGGGUACGUCGACCACGACAGCAAUCGGAACUUCAACGACAACGGCGGUAUCUACCUCUGCCACAACCAUUCUCUCCGUGGCGUUGACUGCAUCGGCUGCAGUCACCGCCGCAUCGGCACCGGCAGAGACCACGACCCCUGCAGUGACGUCUUCGGGAUCGGACACGGGAGCAAAGACCGGAAUCGGGGUGGGAGUAGGUUUGGGCUGUGCGCUUCUGCUGACGAUCGGGCUUACCUGGUACUGGCUCCGGCGACGUCGAAAGGUAGCCAGACGAGAGGCAACGGGUCCGAUGGAUACAAGGAGCGAGACUGUACUGUCGUAUGAAUUACCGGCUUUCGCAAGGGGUACAAAAUACUCCCGUGCAUCAGUACCCGCGGAGAUGGAGGGUCCUGUAGAGGUCCGGUAUGAGCUGCCAUCAUAAGAGACGGCCUUGUCUUCUCUAGGGCACGCAUCGGGGUCGUCUAGUAACAACCCAUGAUUACACGUU
Aspergillus japonicus CBS 114.51 is the source of this 979-nucleotide messenger RNA. RefSeq lists its product as uncharacterized. The coding region runs from base 113 to 913 and encodes 266 amino acids. NCBI's taxonomy places the organism in Eukaryota, Fungi, Ascomycota, Eurotiomycetes, Eurotiales, Aspergillaceae. The record is from RefSeq and is a predicted model, not a curated record. The transcript has 2 exons.